Messenger RNA from Penicillium cinerascens, 741 nucleotides. RefSeq lists its product as uncharacterized. The record is from RefSeq and is a predicted model, not a curated record. Bases 1 to 741 code for a protein of 246 amino acids. The transcript is spliced from 2 exons. NCBI's taxonomy places the organism in Eukaryota, Fungi, Ascomycota, Eurotiomycetes, Eurotiales, Aspergillaceae.
AUGCCCAGCUUCUCGGAGCCUCCCGGCUCCAUUGCCUGCUGGAAGAAACGCAAGCGUGACCAUGAAGACUCGGCAACCUUGCCUUGUCCUUCAUCCUUCAUGCCGUUCCGAGCAGGUCACUCAGACUGUGCUAGCAGUUGUUCCCUACCCCUGACCCGUCACCCAACAGAAGGAGGCGAUCUUUCAUUUCGACCUCGGUCUCUCCCUCGCAAACGCCGACACCUCCAGACCCCUUUUCUCUCGAUUCCAACGCACCAGCAAUCUACCCUUCUCUCACCAAAUGCCUACGGGGCACCGCUAGACCCUUACUCUCCGCCCGUCUCACCCAAGUCCCUCGUCCCCCUCCCCUAUCAGUCAACUUCACCCUCAGCUCUGCGUCCAUGUCACAUCUGCCACCGACGCCCUACAACACGACACGUCUUGGAUGCUUAUGCCGACUGUGUUCUCUGUGCAGAGAGAGCAUGCUUCAUCUGUCUGCGCCAGUGUGACGCCGACAAUUGUGCCGGCUCCGUCAAUGUGCCAGUGACAGCACCCGAUGCCGACCUAUUCAACUCCAACCAAGACUUUGACGGACGGAGGAAGAUCUGCUCCAGCUGUGCAGUUGAAGGCAUCACCGAGACCGGCACGGAAAUCGUGAGAUGUCUCGACUGUGUCCGUGGUCAUGCAGCACCCUGGUCUGCCGCGUCCACGGUCUCACCUUGGACAUUAGAUGGGAUGAAUUAUGAGAGUAUGGGCGGGUAA